AUGUGGUUACUAGAACACUUCAAAGUUGCGGACAUAAGACAUGUGCCCAGAAGUGAGAACCAAGACGCUAACGAGCUGGCCCAAGUCGCUUUGGGGUAUAAGAUGUCUAAGUCGAAGUUACAAGAUAUGAUCGAGGUUCGAGGAAAAAUGGUGUCAAGUAUGCCCCCAACAGAAGAUGUCCUCAACGAGAACAUAAAUCACGGUCGGGGGCCCUAUGAAGAGUGUCAAGAAACCCAUCGAGUCGAAGAGGCAUGGGAACAUGAAGUUUUUUCUAUCAACAAUUCAUCGCCGACAGAUUGGAGAAAGCCAAUCAUCGACUACUUGGAGAAUCCAGUCGGAAGUACUGAUAGAAAAACCGAAUAUAGGGUUUUGAGCUACGUGUGGUCAGGUAACGAAUUGCUAAAGAAGACACCAGAAGGGUUACUACUCAAAUUCCUGGGAGAUUCCGAAGCGUAUUUAGUCAUCUGCGAAGUACACAGUGGGGCCUGUGGCGCCCACCAGGCAGGCCAUAGGAUGAAAUGGUUGUUGUUUCGACAAGGAGUUUAA
This is a messenger RNA of Lathyrus oleraceus (garden pea), 546 nucleotides long. RefSeq lists its product as uncharacterized. The record is from RefSeq and is a predicted model, not a curated record. The coding region runs from base 1 to 546 and encodes 181 amino acids. The transcript has a single exon. NCBI's taxonomy places the organism in Eukaryota, Viridiplantae, Streptophyta, Magnoliopsida, Fabales, Fabaceae.